Orbicella faveolata is the source of this 850-nucleotide messenger RNA. RefSeq names its product erlin-1-like. Gene Ontology annotation, cellular component: endoplasmic reticulum membrane; endoplasmic reticulum. Lineage: Eukaryota; Metazoa; Cnidaria; Anthozoa; Scleractinia; Merulinidae. Gene Ontology annotation, molecular function: ubiquitin protein ligase binding; cholesterol binding. Gene Ontology annotation, biological process: SREBP signaling pathway. The record is from RefSeq and is a predicted model, not a curated record.
UAAUAAUUAUUUUGCUUAUCAGAUUAUUGAAUGAUGUCUUAUUUUGUCUUCUUCAGAUCAAAUUGAUGAGAACUUGCGUACAGCUCUUCAGUUAGAUCUGCUAGCUAUGGCUCCUGGCUUGCGAGUGCAGGCUGUGAGAGUCACCAAACCAAAGAUACCAGAAAGCAUUAGACGCAACUAUGAAGCAAUGGAGGGGGAAAAGACAAAAUUGUUGAUUGCCCAACAGAAACAAAAAGUGGUUGAGAAAGAGGCAGAGACAGAAAGGAAGAAGGCUGUUAUUGAGGCUGAGAAGGCAGCUCAAGUGUCAAAGAUUCAAUAUGAUCAGAAAAUUAUGGAGAAAGAGAGUCUCAGGAAAAUGUCCGAGAUCGAGGAUGGUGCUCAUGUAGCCCGUAUGAAAGCUAGAGCUGACGCAGAAUUUUACACUGCUGUGAAACUUGCUGAGGCCAAUAAGCUUAAACUGACGCCUGAGUACCUGGAGCAGAUUAAGUACAACUCCAUUGCCUCUAACACCAAGAUAUUCUUUGGACCCAGUAUUCCGAGUGUUUUUCUUGACAGCAAAUUCUUCAGUCAGCCUUCCAGCAUAGAUUCUGCUGCUAAAAACCAACAAAGUGCGGUAUGCUAAGCCACUUUUUCAGUCUUGGAGUAAAAUCGUCAGCCACAUAAGGUGGUUUAAACGUUUGGAUCUGUGGAUUUGCAUUACAACUGCUUUCAUUCCAGACGCAUAUCGCUGUAACUAGACUUAGAUCUAACUGAACCGAAUUCUAAGUAUAACUGCUACGUCUCAAACUCAGUUUAAAAACACUAACUAAAGAAUUUACAAUGAAGUUGGCAGUUACUUGUGAUAAUACAU